Rangifer tarandus platyrhynchus (Svalbard reindeer) is the source of this 2418-nucleotide messenger RNA. The record is from the annotation of a GenBank genome assembly. NCBI's taxonomy places the organism in Eukaryota, Metazoa, Chordata, Mammalia, Artiodactyla, Cervidae.
AUGGACCACGACUUUGAGAUGCAGCCGCAUGUGGCCCCCGGCCCCGGAAACUCCUUCUCCCGUAGCCACCUGCUGGGCCGCCCAGCCCGCCCCUCGAAGCUCCCCAGUGGGGUGUCGCCUCUCACCCCUGUUCUCAGGAAGACCUUCCACCUGGAUGCUUUUCCCCCGAGCCACAUCCCGCAGGCUUCCAGCCGGUCGGGCCUCGGGGCGAGGGCCUGGAGCAUGUCCUCCCAGGAGACCGGCAAGAGCCUGGCAUCCAGGAAGUUCAGCUCCAUCUCCUUAACAGUCCAUCCGCACAGACAGGCACGGCCCCUGGGCCCCCUGCCUUCUCACUGGGAAGAGCUGUCCAGCCCGGGCAAGGAGGCGGCCACGCAUGGAGGACGGAGGCUGCCCACAGUUGGUUCAUCAUCGGUGACCCUAGUGCCAGGGGACAGGGUCCACUCUGAGGGCCCAGGGAACCCAGGUAUGGCCAAACCCAGCAGGAUGCCCACAGCGGAGAAGCCCCUGGUGAGUUCGUACCUGACCCUACCGUUCCAGUCCCGCUUAGCUCCGAGUCCACCAGGUCCUGCGGGGCCGGGCUCAGUGGGUCCGAAGCACCCUGUCCCAGUGACUGCACACGUGCCUGCCAGAGCUUCACCAGGAAGAGGCAAGCCCCGGUGCAGGGGUAUUCCAAGACCCCGGCUGCAUCUCCAAAGGGCCUCCCCUACCUCGGGGCCCACAAUGGCCAUGGACUUGGCUGCUCUGGAUAAGAGGCCAGGCACAGCCAGCCGUUUAUCCACAAGGACCACCAAUAGACCUGGCUUGACUGUCAACUUGGCUACACCAAAUCCAUCCAGACUGGACACAGGCAUUGAGUCCCCUGAUCUGGAUAUCAAUCUGGGCUCUGCCAUGGACGUAGCUACAGCAGGCACAACCAAGCCCGGAGAGGGCAUGGACUCGGUAACCCCAGACCCAGACAAGGUGGGCAAAGCCAUAGCUACAGCAGGCACAGCCAAGCCAGAAACAACCACAGGGGGUGCAGCCAUGGAACGGGCAGCCCCAGAUCCAGUCAAGCUGGGCACAGCCAGGCCGGACACAGUCAUGCUGGUGAACACAGCCAAGCUGGGCGGGACUACGAAUUCUCCAGCUCUGGAUACAAGCAGGUUGGUCAUAGCCAUGGGUCCAGCUGUGCCAGUCACCCCAGACCCGGCUGCUGGCGAGACCACACUGGACAGUGUCAUUAACCUGAUGACACCAGACGUUGCCACCCACCCAUCAAUGCUGAGCCAAAGCACAGACGCAGCCCUGGGCCACCCUACAGCAGAUGCUGCCACGGACUGGGCCACAGAGCUGGACCGGGCCAGAGAAACCAAAGGGCUCCCGGAGACCAGGACGGACGCAGCCAUGUCAGAGCUGGUGCCUGAGCCCAGGCCUAAGCCGGCAGUGCCCAUGAAGCCCGUUGGCAUCAACCCCAACCUGCUGGGCUACAUCGGCAUCGACACCAUCAUUGAACAGAUGCGCAAGAAGACCAUGAAGACUGGUUUUGACUUCAACAUCAUGGUGGUCGGUCAGAGUGGACUGGGCAAGUCAACACUGGUCAACACCCUCUUCAAAUCCCAAGUGAGCCGCAAGGCCUCCAGCUGGAACCGGGAGGAGAAGAUUCCCAAGACAGUGGAGAUCAAAGCUAUUGGGCAUGUGAUCGAGGAAGGUGGUGUCAAGAUGAAGCUGACUGUCAUCGACACCCCGGGCUUUGGAGACCAGAUCAACAAUGAAAACUGCUGGGAGCCCAUUGAGAAGUACAUCAAUGAGCAGUAUGAGAAGUUCCUGAAGGAGGAGGUGAACAUCGCCAGGAAGAAACGCAUCCCUGACACUCGCGUCCACUGCUGCCUCUACUUUAUCUCCCCGACCGGACACUCCUUGCGACCUCUCGACCUGGAGUUCAUGAAACACCUCAGCAAAGUUGUGAACAUCAUCCCCGUCAUUGCUAAGGCUGACACCAUGACCCUGGAGGAGAAGUCUGAAUUCAAGCAAAGGGUUCGAAAGGAGCUUGAAGUGAAUGGCAUUGAAUUCUAUCCCCAGAAGGAAUUUGAUGAGGAUUUGGAGGACAAGACAGAGAAUGACAAAAUCCGGGAGAGCAUGCCUUUCGCUGUGGUGGGAAGUGACAAGGAGUACCAAGUGAAUGGCAAGCGGGUCCUCGGCAGAAAAACUCCCUGGGGCAUCAUUGAAGUGGAAAACCUCAACCACUGUGAGUUUGCCCUGCUUCGAGACUUUGUCAUCAGGACCCACCUCCAGGACCUCAAGGAAGUAACACACAACAUCCACUACGAGACCUACAGGGCCAAGCGUCUUAAUGACAAUGGAGGCCUCCCUCCGGGAGAAGGCCUCCUGGGCACUGUCCUUCCACCCGUGCCAGCCACCCCCUGCCCCACUGCCGAAUGA